This is a messenger RNA of Trichophyton verrucosum HKI 0517, 1881 nucleotides long. RefSeq names its product HSP70 family protein. The transcript is spliced from 9 exons. NCBI's taxonomy places the organism in Eukaryota, Fungi, Ascomycota, Eurotiomycetes, Onygenales, Arthrodermataceae. Bases 1 to 1881 code for a protein of 626 amino acids. The record is from RefSeq and is a predicted model, not a curated record.
AUGGCUCCCAAGUCAGCCAAAGCAAAGUCCUCGAAUUCAGGAAAGGCAAAAAAGCUUCAAAGCCAUCAAAUUCGCCAAGAGCCAAACCUCCUGAUACCAUCACACAAGAUUAUAGUCGGUAUUGACUAUGGAACCACAUUUACAGGUGAGAAGCCCGCAUAUGCUAGUUGGAGAAGCAAGCUGAGAGGUGAUAAGGGGCCAGCUACUACUUGGCCAGGCCCGUCGAGGGAUACAGAAACGGUCUUCAAGGCACCUUCGCGUAUUGCGUACCCGUUUGAAAAUACACGGAUCAAUACCAUUCGCUGGGGGUUUCAAGUUGAGCCUGGAACGGUAGCCUACUCUUGGACGAAGCUGCUCUUGGAUCAAAAUACAGUCCUUGGGGCGUUCGACGAUACGAGUCUUGAAAAUGCCUCCAAGACGGGCAUUCUGAAACUCCCUCAUGGCAAAGCCGUAGUGGAUGUUGUCGCAGACUUUCUUACAGAGGUUCGUGACCAUGUGUUUAAGAUGAUUGAAAAGCAGGUCACGAAGGAGAUGCUCCGGAUAACCCCGAUUGAAUAUUGGUUCACAGUACCAGCAAUCUGGUCUGACCAAGCAAAAGCACAAACAAAAGUUGCAGCUCAACGAGCAGGAUUUGCCUACAAUAUAGAACGUCCCAGUGACCAAAUGUUCAUGAUCACGGAAUCUGAAGCCGCAGCUAUUGCAGCUUUGAAGAAAACAGCCACAGAUGGCCUUGGAGCUUCCGUUAAGGUUGGUAUCAAUCUACGAAAGGAUAUCACGACCUACUUAAUCAACGAAGUUGAUCCAGUUCUGUCUUUUGAAGAACUUUGCACGGGAAUUGACAGAAAUUUGUACCAACUUAUGUCCCAACGCUUUGGGAAGGCUUUUGAUAUGCUUCCUGCUAAGAAGAAAGGUCCAGGAAGCGAGUUCAUGAGAAAAUUCGAAAUAAUCAAGAAGGACUUCGGUUUUAACAUAGAAGAGGACAGAAUUCAUGAGUUGCCGCUUAAUAUGAUAGCCAGCACAGUGAAGUCCGAAUAUUUUGACGCCGAAGAACGUCUUGUCUUGCUUUCAAGCAACGAUAUUCGACAGCUGUUUGACCCGGUCGUGAGUCAAAUCAUUGGGCUGGUUCGUAAACAAAUAGAUGAUGCAGAGGAUGCGGAUGAUGGUGAAAUCAAUUUUUCUGGUUGUAUUCAUGCUAAUAUGGACAAGCGAAUAAUCCUCGUUGGCGGGUUUGGCGAUUCUGAGUAUCUCAGAGAGAGUAUGAAGAAAGCGUUCUUCGGCAUCACAAUCACUGUUCCAGAUAACCCGCAAUCCGCAAUAGUCAAGGGAGCGGCACUUCGAGGCCUCUUGGGCCUUCAAGCAACAACAAAGAGAUGCCGCCGUCAUUAUGGGUUUGAAUGGAGCAUUUCCUUUCGGAGAGGUAUCGACCGUGAAAAAGACGCUUACAUCGACAAGUUCACUGGGGGCAAAAUGAUCGGCAACAACUGCAAGACGGAAAAUUGGCGAAUGGCAUUGACUGAUAAGGCGCAGGGACAAAGGUACACCGAAAACCAUACUAACACCGUUAAUUACACCAAAACGCAUUAUUCUGGAAGUUCGGUGAUAAAAAAGUUUGUGCUUUUUUCGUGUGAUUUGAAGGAUGCACCCGAACGGGUUGAGCAUACAAGUAUCAAAAAGGUCGGCACAAUCAGCGUAGAUAUCGCAGACGUCGACUUCAACCUUUUUCAGAAAAAAUUAAUUGGCGGAAUGCUUUCAUACAAAGUUGAACUCUCGGUGAAGGUCAUAUUCGGAGCUCAGGACGGUGUGUUGAAGUUUGAAACCACGUCACAGGGCAAAGUUGUUGGGAAGACAACCAUCGACUUCACAAAUACCAAGUACUAUUGA